Megalops cyprinoides (Indo-Pacific tarpon) is the source of this 1544-nucleotide messenger RNA. RefSeq lists its product as uncharacterized. Gene Ontology annotation, molecular function: protein heterodimerization activity; transmembrane transporter activity. The transcript is spliced from 6 exons. Gene Ontology annotation, biological process: bile acid and bile salt transport. NCBI's taxonomy places the organism in Eukaryota, Metazoa, Chordata, Actinopteri, Elopiformes, Megalopidae. The coding region runs from base 28 to 1221 and encodes 397 amino acids. Gene Ontology annotation, cellular component: plasma membrane. The record is from RefSeq and is a predicted model, not a curated record.
AAACUGACACCCUAAAGAACAAACAGGAUGCCUUCGGCAAGAUUUUGGGAUUCCAAUGAACUUUGGACAAUGCUAUAUGUGUGGACUGCAUUAAAUUUAUUGUUACAAGGUGCAUGCAGUUUUGUGAUCCACAAUCACAAUCACAGCUGGUGUUUGCGGGACUCCCUGGAGAAUGGGAGCCUGCAGCUCGAGCCCUGCAACCUGACAUCUGACCUCCAGCGUUGGCUCUGGGAGGAUGGCCAUGUCUUAGUCAAUGUUGGCACGGGGAGGUGCCUGUCUGGUUGGAGGGUCAAGGCCAUCCUCACCACCCCCUGCAUGGUAACAGUAGGCAAACAUGAUGGUGUUUUCCUUCGCUGGCGUUGUCACGGUAGCAGACUGACUAGCCAUGUUGGUCCCCUGGACAUGACCAGCAAUGGGAAGGUGGUGACCUGGGUCUCAAGAAAAGUGGUGAAUGCACCGGGACUCCUCGGUGAGGGAGAUGUCUGCAGUCCAAAGACAAGGUUCAACCGGGCAUCCGGUGACCCAGAUGACGUGCAGGCUGAAGACUCUGGGGAUGAUCAGCGAGGUGCUUCAAAGGGGGCCAUGACUGAGAAACAGAGGGCAUUCCUCCAGUGGUACUACCGUACCGAAGACCAAUCAUCCUGGAAGUAUGCCAUGUUGGCCAUAUCCUUUGGAGCUCUGCUACUGGGAAGUAUACUGUUGGUCAUGGGUCUGAUGGCAAACAGGAACAGGAAGAAGAUUGCCAGAUACAAGGCAGCAGCCCUGGCUGUGAGAAUGGAAGAGCUACAGCGUCUAGCCAGGGCGGAACAGGCCAACAGUAUUCUGUUCCACACUGACAGCCCUAAAGAGAUCCAGACUCCCAUGGAAAUUCCCCAGGACAACCAGUUAAAUGGAAAGGCCCAUAAAGACAUUCAAACCUUCAAGGAUGCUGCAACGGAAAGACCGUGGCUUGAUGACAAGGCCCCCCAGGAUAUCACAAUCCCCCAGGAGAUCCAAACACCUCAGGACAAUGAAAUCCCCCUGGAGAUCCAAACACCUCAGGAAAUCAAAAUCCCCCAGGAGGUCCAAAUACCUCAGGACACUGCAAUCCCCCAGGAGAUCCAAACACCUCAGGGCAUCAAAAUCCCCCAGGAGAUCCAAACACCUCAGGACAGUGGCCAAACAGAAGUCCUCAGACCUGCAGACACUGUUACCAAAGACACAGAUGGGAACAUGUUUUAAUGAAACUUAAUUUACAAGGAUGACCUUUGACCUGAAUGGUGGCUGUGAACUAGACACAUAUGAACAAUAACUGGAAGGCUUUUUCAUUCUCGUGACAAUUUUAAAUGGAGUGGAAAAAAAGAGGUAAUUUUAAAAGGUCACACUUUCCUUGGCAUUGUGUGAUUCUUCAUUCUUCAAGGCAGUCAUGUACUGAUGUGACAAAAUCAGCUGCUGUAAUAAAAGAUACUGCAAAAGGGGUCUGUAUGUACCUGUGAACAUAAUUAUUCUGAAUCCAAAUUGUGCAUGCUUUUCUUUACAUGAAAUAAAUUGCAACAUGCAAAAUU